This is a messenger RNA of Megalobrama amblycephala (Wuchang bream), 4196 nucleotides long. It is a transcript of the gene gpr37b, whose product is annotated as G protein-coupled receptor 37b. Gene Ontology annotation, biological process: positive regulation of MAPK cascade; adenylate cyclase-inhibiting G protein-coupled receptor signaling pathway. Gene Ontology annotation, molecular function: prosaposin receptor activity; G protein-coupled peptide receptor activity. The record is from RefSeq and is a predicted model, not a curated record. NCBI's taxonomy places the organism in Eukaryota, Metazoa, Chordata, Actinopteri, Cypriniformes, Xenocyprididae. Gene Ontology annotation, cellular component: plasma membrane; signaling receptor complex. The coding region runs from base 476 to 2284 and encodes 602 amino acids. The transcript has 2 exons.
GUGGUCCAAGGGGCUGAUGCUGGUGAUGGAUCCGGCUUGACAGAACAAGGUUAUCCGCCAGGAGAGAGCCCGUCCAUUUUCUUCAUCCGCUCCUCACUCGCAGCAGCAGCAGCCGCUCCCCGCCCGCUCGCGCUACGGAGCGCGUCCCCGGGACUCCGCUUCUCCACGCACGGCAGAGGCGCAGGUUGCCGCGCCCAACAGAACCCGGGAUGCGACCGUCUCCUGCAGCUGGCUGGGAUGCGCCUCAGAAGCUAAAAUAAUGCCUCGCUGUCACUUUGCUAAGACGAGGAACGCAAAGAGAGAAUCAUAACCGGAGUGGAUGUAACCGGAAAAGUCAUUUGCAUGGAUUUAAUUAGCGUUUACCGAUCAUUCACGUGUGAACUUUUUCCUCUGACGAUGUGAAUCUUGUGUAUUCUUUGCAAUGCAUCACAUUAGAGUGUUUUUCUAACCUCUUCAGCACACUGACUCAUUGAAGAUGCAGAUGCUGCUUUUAAGAACGAUCUUUUUCAUUGCAGGAUGUCCACAUGUUUUGUUGCGUGGAGAAAGCCGUAAUGCACACACCAAAGAUACUCUUAGGAGCCUUCAUGAUCCAAAACCCAGAGCCACACGCCCUGCGAGGCAUCCAGCCGCAGGUACACCUGCCUUUGACAUCAAACACACUUCAGAAGACAACAGUAACUUGUCCUCACGUCUCUGGAGCGCAGGUAAACCGUAUGGAUACAGACAUCUCUUGUCGAACAGAACACACGCGGCGACGAAGAGUGCCACAAACCUGCAUAAGCUCUUGCGGCGACAUAAAAGGAAAAAGUUGAAUGGUGAGAUGCCUGCUACCAUGGGAACAGCAGAUGGACACAAUAACUCUAAGCCGAGCAAGCGAGGGAGAAACCACAGGCGCAAAAGAGGCACAAAGGAGCACCACAAGAAAACGUUUAAGAGCUUGAAAAGGGGCCAGAAUAAAAGCGCUGCCUCAUCGACACCAGUCGAAACUUACUAUAAUGCUCUAACGUCCUCUUUUACCAUGUGGGAACCCAUGCCCAAACCUCUAGCUCUCACCUCCACAGAUUUCCCAUUUGAUCUCACCAGAUAUACUGAGUUCCACACCAAACAGGUAGACGACCCAUGGGAUGCCACGCCAAUGACCCCUCCGUACGCCGAGGACGAGGAGAGCGAAUUCUUCCCCAAUCCUUUCUACCCCGUCACUAGCGAGACAUAUGGGGCGUAUGCAAUCACUAUCGUUUCGGUCCUUAUCUUCGCUGUUGGAGUAACGGGGAACAUAGCAAUAAUGUGUGUGGUGUGCCAUAACUACUACAUGAGGAGCAUCUCAAACGCUCUUCUGGCUAACCUGGCUGUUUGGGACUUUGCGCUGCUCUUGUUUUGCCUGCCUCUCGUGGUGUUUCACGAGCUCACAAAGACCUGGCUGUUGGGCCAGUUCACCUGUAAAGUCGUACCAUAUAUUGAGGUGGCGUCUCUCGGUGUGACCACUUUCACCCUCUGCGCUCUCUGUAUUGACCGUUUCCGCGCCGCCACCAAUGUCCAGAUGUACUACGAGAUGAUUGAGAAUUGCACCUCCACUGCCGCCAAGCUGGCCGUCAUCUGGAUCGGUGCCUUACUCCUCGCACUCCCCGAGCUCCUGAUCCGGCAGCUGGUGUCGGAAAACGGCGACGGCACAGUAGAGGACCCGGCGUCGGAGCGCUGCCUGAUUCGCAUCUCCACUUCCCUGCCGGACACGCUGUACGUGCUGGGCCUGACCUAUGAGGGCGCGCGUCUGUGGUGGUGCUUCGGCUGCUACUUCUGCCUGCCUACGCUCUUCACCAUCGGCAGCUCGGUGGCGACCGCCCGGCGGAUCCGGCGUGCCGAGCGCGGCUGCGCCAGAGGCAACAAGAAGCAGAUCCGAUUGGAAAGCCAAAUGAACUGCACCGUAGUGGCACUGGCGAUCGUGUACGGUGCGUGCGUGGUGCCGGAGAACGUGUGCAACAUGGUUUCGGCGUACAUGGCGGCCGGGGUCCCUCAAAGCACCAUGGCGCUGUUGCACCUGCUCAGUCAGCUGCUGCUAUUCCUGCGGGCGGCCGUCACGCCGGUGCUGCUGCUCUGCCUGUGCCGACCCUUCGGCCGCGCCUUCCUGGAGUGCUGCUGCUGCGCCGACGCCUGUGGGAUAGCGGCCCACUCUUCGGCCACUGCAAGUGACGACAACGAGCACGAGUGCACGACGGAACUGGAGCUGUCCCCGUUCAGCACUAUCCGCCGAGAGAUGUCCAACUACACAGCGACUGGAUCGCACUGCUGAGGCGUGUGGAUUCUAGUGCCAACAAGCACAUGCUUUUGUCUUACCUGUGUAAAUACUUUGACCACGACGAUAUGUUGCUCUUUUAAAGAAAGUAAUGUAGACUGAAAGUUAUGUAAUUACUUUUUUUGUAUAAUUGUCCUUAAUAUAUAUAUAUAUAAAUAUAUAAACACUGAACUAGUGACUGCUUUAAUUUUGCAGUUUGUUUGCACUGCCAACCACUUUAGCUUUCUCUCCACUCUGUUUUCACACUGACACCGUGUCUACACUGGAAGAGAUCGGGAUUGAGUUGCACUAAAAGCGUCGGUCACCUCAGGAUGCUCGUUAAUCAUAGACCAAUCACGUGCAAGUUUGAGGGUAGACUCAGGCCCUGGCCACACGAACACAGGUAUUUUCAAAACCGCAGCUUUUACUAUGCGGUUUAGCCAUUCGUACACAUGCAAACGCAGUAUCCGGUCACAGAAACCAAACAUUUUUGAAAACUCCUGCCAGGGUGAAGAUUUUCUAGAAACUCCAAUUACAGUGUUGUCGUGUAGACAAUGAAACCGGAGAUUUUGGCUUGUGACGUCGGUACAGGAACCUGUAAUAAAAAAUUUUUCAGGCUUCUGAUUGGCUAACAUGGCUUUACGGUUAGGAUUAUAUUGCCACCUGUUGGUUUGGCAUGCACUUGACAGUGCUUCAUAGAAUGUUUUUGCGUUUUCAUGUGGACACAAUUUUUUUUAUAAAAAAAAAACAGAGGAUAAAAAAGAGGAAAAAGUUGAUAAAAAUUCCCAUGUACGUGUGGACUAGGCCUCAAACUGAAGUUAAAUAAAUCUAUUGAAUGUAAAAUGCUACUUUUAUUUUUGACAAAAAUCCAUCUUUUAUAAUUUUUAUAAUUGUAUUAUAUAAUAUUUUAUUAUUUAUUAUUCUAUUUUCAAUACAUUACAUUUAUUUCAUUUAAUUAGAUUUUUUUAAUUUAGUAAUUAAUUUUUUUUUUUUUUCAUAAAAAAUCCUUUACAGUGAUUUUACAAAUUGCAAUUAUUUUACAGUUAUUUUUUAAAAAAAACUUUUACUUUUACUUUGACAAAAAUCAAUUUUUCAUAUUUUUUUAUUUUAUUUUUUAAAUUAGUUUUAAUUUAGUAAUUCAUUUAUUUUUGUAAUAUAUUUUAUUUUAUUCAUAAAUAAUCCAUUGUUAAAAGCUUUACAGUGACUUUACAUAGAUUAUUUAACUGUAUAUAACUACCACAAAAAUGUGUAAUGAAUGAAUGAAAUUCAUAGCAAAAAAAAAAACAUUAUUAAUCUUAUUUUUUUCAGACAUAAGUGGAGGGUUCCCACAACUUUGUCAAAUGAACUGCAAUUAUUUUACAGUAAUUUAUAAUAAUUUUAACAAAAACAUUUUAGAGUUUUAAAAAAAUUGUAAAAAUAUUUUAGAGUUGGGCAUCACUAUAAAUAAUCUUUUUUUUUUUUUUUUUUUUUUUUUUUUUAAGAUUUUAUUCAUUUCCACCAUUUUUCCAGGCCUGAAAAUAACAAACAGCUCAUCUGAAGUUCUCCAGUGCAGAUAGUUGACUUGAUUAAAGGAAUCUGUCCAGUUUUGACACGUCGAGCUCGUCCGGUGUAGACACGGUGUUCCUGUCGCACGGUGAGUUUCUGCAUUUAUUGAAAGUAACAUUUCUCUAAUGUUUGUAAAUGGCUGUGUGUUGCGUGCCGUGACCUUUCUCUUGAUGAAGGUGAUUCUUGUGAAUCGUUCUUGAAGUCUGUAGAGCAGAUGUGUGGGUAACUCACCCGCCCAGAUCUGUAUGUGUCUUACACCUGUGAACACCCACACGAUGCUCGUUCUAGUUAACGCUUUCUAAACGUUUUUAUAUAACCAAAACGAAAUGUCUCUUUAAUAAACAGGAAACGUUUGCUAGAAGAAUGGCAAACCGAUGAAUUAAAA